Molecule: messenger RNA, 270 nt
Organism: Ambispora gerdemannii
Lineage: Eukaryota; Fungi; Glomeromycota; Glomeromycetes; Archaeosporales; Ambisporaceae
Source: the annotation of a GenBank genome assembly
AUGUCUUUUGGUUUACUUCCGUCAACGACCACCAAUAGAGUUUUCCCAAACACACAAGAAGUAACAUCCAAUACCAUUACUACUCCUUACAAUAUUAAUGAAUCCGACAAUCAUCGUACUUUUGCCAAUCAAGAACAACAACAACUACUUCAAACAAUUUUACACGUUACGGAUGAAGAGGAAUUCGAUAUUUCUCCACCUCCAAGUUACGCCGAAUCAAUGGGUCUAAUAAAUUCACCACCUAAAUAUGAAACAAUGACACGAGAUUAA